Molecule: messenger RNA, 680 nt
Organism: Elaeis guineensis (African oil palm)
Lineage: Eukaryota; Viridiplantae; Streptophyta; Magnoliopsida; Arecales; Arecaceae
Source: RefSeq, a predicted model, not a curated record
CCCAUAUCCAGUAAAGAGAGUGAGGGAGAACAAAGAUCUACAUCCGUGAGUGACAAGAGUGGCGUAUGGCUCCAAACUUAAGCCCAGCUUUUGCCUACACCGUCGUCUACGUCCAAGAUGUCGCUAAGUCGGUGGCCUUCUACUCCAACGCCUUCGGCUACAGCGUCCGUCGCCUUGACGAGUCCCACAAAUGGGGCGAGUUGGAUAGCGGGCAGACGACGAUCGCCUUCACGCCGGUGCAUCAGAGGGAGACCGACGGCUUGACGGGAGCAGUGCAGGCUCCAGCCGGGGGAUUGGAGAGGGGGCCCGUGGAGGUCUGCUUCGCUUUUGCCGACGUAGAUGCGGCCUACAAAAGGGCGGUAGAGAACGGAGCCGUUCCAGUGAGCAAGCCCGAAGACAAGGUUUGGGGUCAGAGGGUCGGCUAUGUUCGGGACAUCGACGGCAUCGUCGUGCGCCUGGGAAGCUACGUGGAGGAGCCGCGUCCAUGAAUAAUCUCUCUCACUGCUACAUAUCGCCCUUCGGAUUGCAUUACGUUAUGCGGCAGAUGCCAUGGUCUUUGAGAUUCGGCUAGUUAUGACUAUAUCUAAAAUUAACUAAUGCAGGCACCACUAGCAUUCUAAGUAAUCUGUAAGGAUAUUAAAUAAAGUUCUGCACUGCACCCGAAUAAACUAAUAAUCGUA